Messenger RNA from Centropristis striata (black sea bass), 1425 nucleotides. RefSeq lists its product as uncharacterized. Lineage: Eukaryota; Metazoa; Chordata; Actinopteri; Perciformes; Serranidae. The coding region runs from base 1 to 1425 and encodes 474 amino acids. The record is from RefSeq and is a predicted model, not a curated record. The transcript has 9 exons.
AUGGGUGAACAUAUGUUUUUGGAAAAAAAGGGUCUACAGCAUGUCAGCAUAGCCGAAGACGAAGAGGACACCGACACAGAUCCUGAGUCAAGCAGUGGAUUCGGUGGUGGAGAUAUAACUUACCCUCCAGUUGAUUAUAUAAAUGCAAUACCCACUUCUGAAGGUGGAGAUCAUUUAUCAGCUGGUGACAAGAGCCAAAGUCAUCCCUCAGCCGAUUAUACAAAGCCUGUUCCUAAACCUCGCAGUAAGAACACUGCGGUUAUCGGGCCUGAUAAUUUGCCUCCUGUCCCAUCCCCAACCUCGCCUGGUGUCUUUCCCUUAUCUCCGCCCACCUCCCCUAAACCCUCACCUUCCCAUGCUGCCCUUGCACCCUCUUCCACAGUCCCAGAGGCACCGAAUCACGGAUCAGGCACGCCAGUUGCAAAAGUCCCUUCACUUCCAAGCGUCCCACCUCCCCCAGCUCCCCCACCUUUACCCUUCAAAUUCACGAUGAAGUCGAAAAAACCACGCACCAAGGCUUUCCACUGGGACGUAGUUGCAAAAGAGAAGAUUGCAAAAUCACUUUGGAUACAAGAGACCACCGGGAGGAUUGAAAUCGACACAACGCGCUUAUACGAGCAAUUUGCCGUUAAAGAUCUGGGGGUGUUUGGUGUGGCUGAGCAGAGCAAUACGCAGCAUAUUAUGCUCAACGAGAAGGUUGCACACAACUUCAACAUUUUCCUCAAAAGUUUUCCAGUGCAACCGGGAGAGCUGAAGGACAAACUGUUCAUCGUUAAUGAGGAAGAUGGAGGCCUGUCUGAUGAGCACAUCACCUCUCUCAGGAGGUAUGUCCCCACGUUGGACGAUGUGGAAAUGUACAAAUCUCACAAGGGACCAGUGACGGAGCUGCAUAUUGUGGACCAGUACAUGAUGGAGAUGUGCAACAUCCCGUGCCUGAGCACACAGCUCGACCUGCUGCUGACUCUGAGAGAGAUUCCGAUCAGCACGAAUGACCUGCAGCCUCUGAUUAACCAGAAGAUCAGAAUGUGCACGCAGCUGAACAACUGCAGGUCAUUUGUUUCCGUGCUGGAGUACCUCCUCGCCAUUGGCAAUUACCUCAACGAGAACGCCAGGAAGGAAAAGGCCAAGGGAUUCCGCCUCUCCUCCUUAUCUAAACUCUCCCAGCUCCGUGGGAGAGACAAGAAGUUCACCUUGCUCAAUGCCCUUGUGGAGCAGAUCAUGUUGCAUGAACCGUGCCUGGCCACUUUUACCCAGGAGUUGGCAGAAUUUGAAACUGUCCCUGGAGCUUCCAUCAAAGGCCUGACCGCAGAAGUAGAUGUCCUUAAGAAUGAACUGCAGAAAGUCAUUCAGUACAGAAAAACUUCCAAGAAGAAAAAUGCUGGAGUUCAUCACCCGAACUUCGCCAAAGACCUGAAGGUGAAGUAG